Fusarium coffeatum is the source of this 2727-nucleotide messenger RNA. RefSeq lists its product as uncharacterized. NCBI's taxonomy places the organism in Eukaryota, Fungi, Ascomycota, Sordariomycetes, Hypocreales, Nectriaceae. The coding region runs from base 1 to 2727 and encodes 908 amino acids. Gene Ontology annotation, molecular function: protein binding. The transcript has a single exon. The record is from RefSeq and is a predicted model, not a curated record.
AUGACCGAAAAACCGGUGUCGUUGUCUACGCAGUCCGCGGCUCCUAGUCAGAUCGCUCCCGUUCUACCGGGCGCAAUACCCAAGGACGAAGCCGCUCGACCAGCGGACGGAGCGGAAGAAGAACCAUAUACAAUAAAGUGUAUCUGCAACUUCUCUGACGAUGAUGGAAACACAAUUUAUUGCGAGACAUGUGAUACGUGGCAGCACAUCGAUUGCUUUUACCCCGAUAAUCGAGAUGAAGCCAUUCGCGAGGAUUUCGCACACUCCUGUGCAGAAUGCAAACCUCGGCCCCUCGAUCGUCAAAAGGCUAUCGAGCGUACCCUCCGUCUCAAGAAUGGGACUGCGGGAGAUGAACGUACCGACAAAAGAACAAAACGACCUCCCUCGAAGAGUCACAAGAAGAGGUCGAAGCCCGCUGAUUUACCAAUGAAUGGCCAUGCUAGCCCCCAAGAGAAUGGCAGAUAUAAUCAUGCUGGAGAUCAGCAGCCCCCUCCUAAAAAAGCGAAACAUCGUUCUUCACAAUCCGUCAGCUCACAAGCCCCCAAGCGGAGUCCCUCCUACGGAAAUGGCAGAUCAAAUACUGCCCAUCCUCCAAGCCCUGCCACCACCCCACCAGAUCUGCCUGAAGAUUUUCAAAUCCACCAAUACUCCCAAGGGUUCUACAACUUGUACAAUGCGAGAGACGUCCCCGACUCGCACAACAAUGCCUUCGCUAGUCUUGCCAUUCCCACAGCGCUUUCUCGCUGGCUUCGCGACCCCAAUACGAUGAGGAGUGAAGUGGGGAGGCGACACUCAGAGGUCUUCCAAAAGACGCCCGCGAAUCUGGAAACCAACAAGCCUAAGCUUGAAGUUGGCGAUACCACGAGAACACUGGAUGACGGCAAAGCUCUCAGAUGGAGGUUUCUAAAAUCCAGUACACCAAUUGAGAAGGAUGUGCCUCUUGUUGAGCUGAACGGCGCAAUCGGAUUCCAAAAGGACUACUGCACUGAUCCAGCAAACCUUUGGGCCGAUCUAUCCUCUCCCCUUCCCUUCGUCUUCUUCCACCCCGUCCUGCCUUUGUAUAUCGACACACGACAGGAGGGUUCCUUGGCUCGCUAUGUCCGCCGAAGCUGCAAGCCCAAUGCCCAGCUUGAUACAUAUCUUUCUGACGAAAGCGAAUACCACUUUUGGAUCGUCAGCGACAGAUAUAUCUCCGCCAACGAGCAAAUCACCUUGCCGUGGGACUUUCGCUUAGAGAAGAGUGUACAUGCUCGUUGGCUUCACCUUCUUGGGUUGAGUGAUGACGACUCCUCCAGCAAUGCAGAGAUACCAGUGGAUGAAACAGAGUACAUGGCGAUAUCGAACUGGAUGAACCGGAUUCUCUCGGAAUAUGGCGGUUGUGCGUGCGACCUGGAUAACAACUGCGCGUUCGCACGCUUCCAUCGCCAAUACCUCCAUGGGAAGCCGCAAGUGCGUGGGCCUGCGAAGAAGAAACCAAGAAAGUCGAAAACACAGGCCAUCUCACCAACUAGCACAGGGCAGACCAUCACGAGUCGAGCUACAAGCGAAGGUCAUAUUGAGGACAGUGUAGAUCACGACAACAGAUCACAGUCAGGCUCUCUGCGAAGUAAACCACCCAGCCGUGACCUUACUCCUCUUCGACAGGGCUCUUUCGAUCAAUUAGGCAUCCUAACUGAACCAACAGACCGAGACAAACGCAAGGUUGCCAUGGUUGAGGAUACUUUCCGCCGUAUGGAGCAGCAACAACCACCGAGAAAGAAGAAGCGUGUAUCCGAUGGUACCUGCUCUACUUCCUCCAAGUCCAAGCAGCGUAACGGCUCAGUGGCAUCCCAUGGCAACUAUGUUGAUGCUGGGACUUGCAGGAGCCAUUCCGGAUCACCAACUAGCACCUCUCCACACAUUCAUCAAGGGCCGUCGAUGCCCAACCAGAGUCUUGCAGCCUCCAGGUCCCGCGAGUCUUCAAUUACACCCCGAGGGGUGUACUGCGAUGCUGCAGUACAAACCGACCCAGUUGAGGGCGCCUGGUUCAGCGAGCAUAACCGAUCUCCGCGUCCGAAGAAGCGCAUAAUUCCGCUUUCCAAACGACUACUCAACAGCCGCCAUAAGGUCAAGACCGAAGAGGACGACAUCCGAAGAAGGUCUUCAGUCAGUCAAGCCUCUAAUGGCACUGCAAUGGAAGUUGACUCGCCUGUGGAACACGCUCCGUCAAUUAAGCGAUCAGAAUCCGAGUUGCCGCCCUUGUUCCCUCCCUCCGGUGAUGCUCCUUUGGCGGAUGCUUCGUCACCAGCUACAACCCCUGUCCUGGGAUCAGCUGCAAGUGAUACCUCAGCAAGGACAAAAACCCCGGACUUCCGCGUGCAGUUACCCCCUGUACCCUCCUUUGACAGUACAGGACUGGGCAUCCACAGCAUCACAACUCCUCAGCCUGGUGUGGUGGCACAUUCGCCUCUUUCUGGUCCAUUGCCUAGUCCCUUUGCCCCACCGGCUGUCAACGGUGUAGCUGCCCAUCCCAGUCCAGUGAAAAAGAAACUUAGCCUGAGCGACUAUACGAAAAGUCGCAUGAACAAAGCCGCCGGCAAGACCGCUGGCGGACACGCUGUCCUGAAGCCUUCUAUUUCAAGCCCCGAGGAUACCAAGGUCGAUAUAGUGGUCGAUUCACAUUCGAUCGAGAAGCCUCCGGAAGGCAUGGUUAUGGCCCCUGUCGCUGCGACGAAUGGCUCCUUAUAA